AUGGGCGAUAACGUUUCAGAGGCGGAUAGAAUCCGCAACAAGCGUCUAGCUAAGCUUGCGAACUCAUCGCCGUCGGCGGAAACAAGCACUGAACAGCCAUCCGCACCCUCUACCCCUCAAGCCCCAGAGGCACCAUCGCAAUCACGGCCUAACAAAAGCACCACACCGUCCACAUCAAAACCAGAACAAGAAGAAUCAGAAGGGAAACGGAUCAAGAUAACACCUGCAGCCUCAUCGCCCGCCCAGCAACCGCAAUCCAUAACCCCCGUCUCAAACACCCCGCCUCCCGCGAAAGCUGAAGAUACUCUGGAAGCUUUCGAAGACCGGACAUUGAGCGCUGUAUUUAAAAUUACAUUGGACGAGAAUCGACAGAAGGAUAUCCACGGGCAGAGAUUGACAUUUAUUCCCGGUGUGCGGAGUGAACUACAGGACCAGAACCGGGGAUUGCGGAUUGAUACCUCUAUUCUAGACCAGGCUCUUUUAGAAGCGGCAUCCAGCCAGCCAGAUGGGAAACCUUUGGAUUACCUAUUACCAUGCUGGAAACGGGUAUCGAGACUACACAAGGGGUUUCGGAGGGCCCACGCCGAUGACCCUAAGUUCGAGGUGAUUUGUGAGGCUCGGCGCUUGUGUAUGAGCUACUCUGUGUUUGCUCUUACCAUGCCGGAGAUGUUUGGAGUUGAUCCAUCGGGAUGGUCGCCUCUCAAACCCUAUCUCCUUCUAGACCCCGAAGAUGACAAGGGAGUUGAUCUUGAUUUCUUAAGCGAAGCUGUCAAGCGGUUUGGAGAGGAUGAUUCUGUCAAGCCUGCUUUUAUUGCAGCUGUUGAGGAAUUGAGUAGGGAGCUUUCCUCGUUGGGGAUUGGCGAUGACUACAAGCCAUAUGUAACAGCUUUGCGAAACCUUGUUCGGCACUCUGCAAUUGCUUCAGCUAUCACUGAGUCGUCUAUCUUCAACGAGUCACGGGACCCUGCCUCGUUUGAGAAGGAGACUCUUCUUGGACCAUGGUUUCGCUUGUCUCCCCUUGAAGGUAGCGCUACCAUGUCGUUUUUCUCGAGUCCCAAGACAAGGGACCAAAAUUACAUCUUGAGCGCACAGCGAUCGAUCCGUAUGGUACAGGAGUUGCUUAGCUCUGAUCAUCUCGAUAUAAUCAACCAUAUGAUUCGAGCCUCGACAGAUGCAAGAAACAGAGUUCUAGACUGGUUUGGAACCGCGUUAAAUAUUAACCACAAACGGCGGGCAAUGCAGGUAGACCCAAAUACCGUAUCCUCUGAUGGGUUCAUGUUCAACCUUACCACAUGUAUGGACCACCUCUGCCAACCCUUCAUGGACGCGAAUUUCACCAAGAUCGACAGGAUUGAUAUUGAGUAUCUACAUCGAAACCCUCGGGUUGAUAUGAGGGAUGAAACUAAAAUUAAUGCCGACCAACACGCCUCCGAUGCAUUCUAUGCAAAGAAGUCCGAAGGCACAUCAAAUUUCAUUACUGAAAUAUUCUUCCUGACCGUUGCUGCCCAUCAUUAUGGAAGCGAAUCCCUGACUUCUAAACUAGAAACGCUUGAGAAAGACCUGAGACACAUGGAAACUACUCUUGCUAAGCUCGAGGCAGAGCGGCAUAAGUGGUCGAGUAACCCGGUCCAGCUUAGGCUUUUUGAAACACAUGUAAAGAGAUUCAAGGACAAAGUGGACAUGGGCCUGGCUUUGAAGUACAGUCUUCAAGGUGUGCUGUUUGACGAUCAAUGGCAGUUCCGGUCUAUGACAUUCAUGCGCUAUGUUGUUGUCUGGCUGCUUAAGGUGGUUUCUGGCAAGAACUUCCCUAAGGAACAACUAACAUUGCCUCUUCCCCAAAAUCCUCCUGAAGUUUUCAAGUGUCUUCCUGAAUACUUCCUGGAUGACAUUAUCAGCAACUUCAAAUUCAUCAUGUGGUGUAUGCCGCAGAUCAUCACUGCCACCCAAGGCGAUGAGCUAGUCAUGCUUUGCGUCGCCUUUUUGGAGAGCUCGGAGUACAUCAAAAACCCUUACCUAAAGGCUGGCCUCGUUUCAAUCUUGUACCGAGGGACAUGGCCUCGCCCUGGUGGUGCCACGGGUGUCCUGGUGGACCUGUUGAACUCCAUGCCUUUCGCUAAUGAAUACUUGCUACACGCCUGUAUGAAGUUUUACAUCGAGGCCGAACAUACGGGUGCGCACACCCAAUUCUAUGACAAAUUCAACAUUCGGUACGAGAUUUUCCAGAUUAUCAAAUGCGUCUGGCCCAAUGCGCUCUACCGAGCAAAGCUUCUCAACCAAGCCAACCACCACCUGGACUUUUUCGUUCAGUUUGUCAACCUACUCCUCAACGACGUCACCUAUGUGCUUGAUGAAUCUUUUGGUAGUUUCAAGACGAUCUACAACACUCAACUAGAACUUCGCACAGAAGGGGCUAACAUGGACCCCACAGUGCGUCAGGAAAAGGAAGAACUUGUAUCACAGGCGCAACGCAGUGCCAAGUCGUACAUGCAGUUGACCAACGAGACCAUGGCCAUGCUUAAACUAUUCACUGAAGCCCUAGCAGAUGCCUUCACUAUGCCAGAAAUCGUCCAAAGACUGGCGGACAUGCUUGACUAUAACCUGGAUGCCAUGGUUGGACCCAAGAGUUCUAACCUGCGAGUCGAAAACUUGCACGAAUACGGGUUCCGACCACGAGCACUCCUGAGUGAGAUUGUAGAUGUGUACCUGAACUUGAUGGGCAAGCAGAAUUUUAUCGUUGCUGUUGCUCGAGACGGGCGCUCUUACAAACCCGCCAACUUCGAAAAGGCUGCAGAGAUCCUGCGCAAGUGGUCUCUCAAAUCUCCUGAGGAGCUCAAGAGUUGGGACCAACUCCUAUUGAAAGCCAAGCAGGCCAAGGAGGAAGAUGAACAAGCAGAAGAGGAUCUUGGAGAGAUUCCAGACGAAUUCCUUGAUCCUCUAAUGUACACAUUGAUGGAGGACCCUGUGAUUCUUCCUGCGUCGAGGAUGUCCCUUGACCGCUCCACCAUCCGUUCUCAUCUACUGAGCGAUCCACACGACCCCUUCAACCGAGUACCAUUGAAGAUGGAGGACGUUUUACCUGAUACCGAGCUCAAGACGAAGAUCGAGGACUUCAAGCGGCAAAAGAUUGCCGAGCGACGAGGAGGACAGGGCCAGGCGGCAGCCGAGGCGAUGGACACAUCCACUGACUGA
Molecule: messenger RNA, 3189 nt
Organism: Aspergillus puulaauensis
Lineage: Eukaryota; Fungi; Ascomycota; Eurotiomycetes; Eurotiales; Aspergillaceae
Product: ubiquitin-ubiquitin ligase UFD2
Exons: 6
Coding region: 1-3189 (1062 amino acids)
Biological process (GO): protein polyubiquitination
Cellular component (GO): ubiquitin ligase complex; cytoplasm; nucleus
Molecular function (GO): ubiquitin-ubiquitin ligase activity
Source: RefSeq, a predicted model, not a curated record